Molecule: messenger RNA, 1850 nt
Organism: Diorhabda sublineata
Lineage: Eukaryota; Metazoa; Arthropoda; Insecta; Coleoptera; Chrysomelidae
Product: protein peste-like
Exons: 7
Coding region: 273-1793 (506 amino acids)
Cellular component (GO): membrane; cytoplasm
Molecular function (GO): scavenger receptor activity
Source: RefSeq, a predicted model, not a curated record
AUCCAACGUUUGCGCUGCCACUAAUCGCAAUUGCAUAUAUUUUUUUUUUGGAUAUAAUUAUGGGUACAUUAGUUCCGCUGAACGUUGUUACUGGUAUGCCUCAUAAAGUUCGUCACCGAUAAAGAGUGAUAACAUUUCACAUACGCCAAGAAUCUUCUUUUCCAAUUUAAAUGACGAUGGUACUUUUCAUUCAAAGUUUAUCACUUGUCGUGUAUAAUUUAACUAGUGCAAUGAAUUGAAGGUUCUUAUUCCGAUUCAAGAUAUUGUGAGCGAUGACCUUCUUCUUUAAAACUGAUGAUGUCUAUUCAGACCGAAACUCUCGACUAAAGCAUCGUCGUCGACAGAUAGGCCAAGUCUGUCUAUUACUCCUUGGUUUGAUCCUCAUCGGCGUAGGCGUUUCUAUACUCGUCUUCUUCGAAACCAUUUACGAGCUGAUAUUAAUUGAUGCGCUCAAAUUUACACCAACAUCAAAAGCUUACCAAGAAUGGUUGACCAAUGAUCCACCUUUAGACUUGAAUAUAUAUUUGUUCAAUUGGACAAACCCUCAACGAAUAAAUAAUAUUGAGGUUAAACCGGAAUUUCAAGAAGUGGGACCUUAUAAAUUUAAAGAAGUCAAGGAGAAAAUUAAUAUAUCUUGGCACGAGGAGAAUACCACCGUUAGUUUUUCGCAUAUGAAAUUUUAUUAUUUCGAUGAAGAAAAUAGUGUUAGAAAAUUGAGCGAUGUGAUAUCUACUAUCAAUGUUGUUCCUUUGACAAUUAGUUACAAGUCUAGGCUUUUCAAUUGGUUAACCAGAAGGUUAAUCUCGGCGGCAUUAUCAAGUGUAUCGAGUCUCCAUGUUACAAAAAACAUUUCUGAGAUACUCUUUGAAGGCUACGAAGAACCUCUUUUAGAAACUUUAUCGAAGUUUCCAUUUUUAAACGUCCAAGAUAAAUUUGGUAUAUUUUACAGAAAAAAUGCUACUAUCGGUAACGUUGGAAUCUACAGUAUGUAUUACAAAAACGAUGAGGAUUUCGGAAAAAUGUUAACUUGGAAUUACAAGAAUCAAACGAGUUACUACGAAGGACAUUGUAACGAUAUAAAAGGCUCUGCUGGAGAGUUUUAUCCUAUAAAUAGGAAAAGGGAUAAACUCGUCGUAUAUUCCGGCGAGCUUUGUAAAUAUGCCGAACUAGAAUACGUAGAAGAUGUCAUUAUUAAAGGUGUCUUAGGAUAUAAAUAUACUGGGGAUUAUAUUUUUGAUAAUGGUACAAAACGUCCUGAAAACCAAUGUUUUUGUGUGGGAGAAUGUAUACCAUCGGGAGUAUUUAACGUCUCAACGUGUAGGGAUAAUUCCCCUAGCUUUUUAUCGUUCCCACAUUUUUAUGGAGCUGAUCCUUAUUAUGCGAACUCAAUUGAGGGAAUGAAGCCAGAUAAGACCCUACAUGAAUUUUACAUCAUUAUCGAACCGAAAUCCGGAGUUGUGAUGGAAGUACAAACAGCAAUGCAAGUAAAUAUGUUACUUCAACCAAUUCCAAGCAUACGAUUGUACGAAAAAGUGCCAAAAGUGUUUGUGCCUCUAUUUUACUUCACUCAAAAAAUAAAUUUAAAAGACGACAUCGCCAGUAGCCUUAGACUGAUACAGAAUCUACCAGAAUACAAUAACUAUUUAUCCUACAUACUUUUAGGUUUAGGUAGCGUUUUCAUUCUUUGGACAGUGUGUUCGUGUUUAUGUUGCAAAACUCAAAAACAAACUUUCCAAAUUAAUGGAAAAAAACCAAAGUUCCAUGACGAAAUUCCACUCAGACAGAGAAAAUAAACACGUAUUUUGUUACUAGUAACAAGUUUGUUAUGGAAAUAUAUUUUUUUAAAUAUC